CUAUUUUAAGCUGGUCGUGACUUGCGACUUUUGUUUUCCUCAGCUUUAGUUUUUCUUAGUAAUAGUGUUUACAAUUAUCACCAGAAACUAGAUGUACUGCCUUUUAAAAGUCAAAAUUUCUUACUGGGGAUUUGGUUUGCUAGAAAAGUUGAUGUAUUUUUGGUUGACUAAACGUUCUACUUUAAUUAGCGUAUUCGAAUACGAACAAUUACAUAGAAACAAGUAAAUUAAUUAGAAAAAGUCGCCGCUGUAUUUCUUCAUGGAAAACUAGUUUUUCAAACGUAAUUCUUAUCAAGGCAGUCAUAUAUAUAUAUAUAUAUAUAUAUAUAGUGGAGGAACGUCAGGAGAUGCAGUCCCAUGAUAGCUGGUGACCGACAAUAGGUUCAUACGGCAUUUGUUUCCUUAAGAUCCUGGAGCCCAUAUGCACCAUUGGUAUGGAAUCAGGGUUUUCUAACCCCCAGGUGGAUUGUCCGUAUCCACCAACCCGGUGGGAGCAGGACAUUCGCUUUUCGUUCUCUCAACUUCGAAAACAACAAUUAUCUCAUAGCAUGUAAGAGUAUUUCGAGAGGGAGCGUUGACUUUCCCCACUUUCAGCCGUACCGGGAUAUUCGGGGGUGUUUUUACAUCGUCAUCAUAAUUAAUGAGUUUGUGGGCUAUUCAAAUUAUGAAACGACUAAAAUUGUAAUUUGAUGCUUGAUCGACUCUGAUGUACUGUAGUUCGAUGAACGUUUCUAGUUUCCCAUCACUUGCAUCCAAAGAAAGAAAACGAACAUUGUCACUCAUUCUAUCCAGUGACUGGAAACAACUGGAUAGUUUAAUGACAUUCUGAUCGUUGUUUUUGUGCUCAUUCAGUAAUCUUUUUGAUUUAAAUACAAUGCAUAUCACUCCAUAAACCUUCCGGACCCUGAUAUUUAAUUUUACGUUUAACGACAUACAGUAUGAGGUUUAUACAGCUAAUAAUUGGCUGUGAACAAUGUGUUUACUGUUUUUCCUGACUUUGUUUAUUCAGUAUACUCUGAGGAUAGAAUCUGAUGUAUUUUCACAGCUUGAACAAUAUGAGUUAUUUGAGAGACCAUCCUUUCGUAUCGCUCGAGAUAUUAGUGGACGGCAGACCAGGCAAACUGUAUUUUAUGCAUGGGGAAGAUCAUGGUAUUUGGUUCUUCAUCGUGAAACAUCGUUUCAUAAUUUUAACUUGUCAGUCAGAUUUAUCAGUACAAAUGGUACCUACUCUUUUUAUCCGAAAACAAAAUAUGCAGAAUUACAUACUGGCUAUGUAUCAGGUUCAAACCAAUCAUUUGUGUUAGCUCAUUUGGAACCAUACACUUCACUGCUUAGCGCUCAUAUUCAUAUGGAAUCAGAUAUUUUUGUUAUUGAGCCAUUGUCUGAUUACACAAGCUAUAUUGGAAAUAAUUCUAUGUUAAUGUAUCGCGUAAGAGAUAUUCAAUUUAAAAAGAUACUAAAUAAAUCGAUGAAUUAUAAAUCAGCCACUUUAUUGGCCCUAGAAACUGAUACAUUUGAUGUCUAUAUUAGACGAAAACGUUUCAACCCCAUACAAUUACAGCGCAAACUUUGUCGCCUUACACUCGUCGCUGAUUACGAUUUUUUCACUAAUUUGGGAAAUAGAAAUGGACCUAAAACUAUCAGUCAUGUUAUUAAAGUAUUUGACCGGUUAAAUUAUCUGUUUCUUACUUCGAAAUUUUUGGAUGAUAAGCAUGAUGAAAUGAUUGGCUAUGGCUUUUUAUUACAUGAGAUCGUAAUCCAUGAAUCAUGGACAGCUGAUCACGGUCACUAUAAUUCACCAACUGAUUUAGGUGGGAAAAUCUGGACAGCUACAUCCCUGUUGCGUGCAUUUAGUCGAUUCGAUGCGAAACAGUCUUGUUUGGCUCAUUUACUUAGCUACAAAAGAAUAGAUGAAGGCAUUUUAGGGAUGUCUUGGUUGGCCUCCCCGGAUCCAAAGAAGUUAGGCGGUAUUUGUUCCCCACCUCUUCGUCGAAAUAAUAAAAAGGAUCUCUAUUUAAAUACAGGAUGGACUACUUAUGUAGAUUAUAAUGGUCAACAACUAGUUAACGCUUUGGCUGAAUUAAUCACGGCUCAUGAAUUAGGACAUAGUUGGGGCGCAGAUCAUGAUCCUGACACAGAUGAAUGCAAUCCUGCAGCUAUAAGUUCUGGAAAAUAUUUAAUGUAUACCUAUUCAGUUUCAGGUUACGCUGAAAAUAAUGGAAAAUUUUCACCAUGUAGUUUACGGACAAUUGGCUCUUGUUUGGUUACUCGUGCUCCAUUAUGUUUCGAAGAUUCAUCUGCGGCUCUUUCAAAUCUUUGUGGUAACAGUCGCAUUGAUGAGGGUGAAGAAUGUGAUGCUGGUCGAAAUCCACAUGAUCCUUGUUGUAGUUCUGAGUGUUAUUUUAGAACAGGUGCUCACUGUUCACCUUGGAAUCAUGGUUGUUGUACUUCUGAUUGUCAAUUAGCACCAAAGAAUACCAUUUGCGCACAAACUAGCAGUACUAAUCCUUGUUUAGGACCUGGUCAAUGUAAUGGUUUAUCAUCUAUUUGUCCAGGUCCAACACUUUUAUCCGGUGGUCAAUGUGAUGAAUAUGGGCGAUGUUUUCAGGGUAAAUGUCAUCCGUUUUGUUCUAGUCUUGGACUGGAAACUUGUAUCUGUGAUUCAGUUGAAGAAUCCUGCUUUAUUUGCUGUUUAUUUCCAACAUCAAAUUCAACCACAAAUCAAAGCACCAUAUGCCUUCCUGUUACAUUGUCCCAAAAUGAAUAUCUAUUACAUUCUAAACAGAAUACUGUAAAACAUUCAGAAUCUUAUAAAUCCUAUUCAAUGACUUAUCAUUCAAGACGAUCAACUCUGUAUUCUAUGCAUAAGUUUUUACUAUCCUCGUCUAACAUAUUACGGUUGUAUGAUAAACACUCACCAAAUGAUACAUAUCAUUUUGUUGUUGAUAAUAAAACUCAAAAACUAGCUACAACUGAUUUUAACAAUAUUAAUUCAUACUAUCAUAAACAACCUUUAGUACAUAUUCAUUUGCAAGAUUAUCGGCCAUGUCUUAAUGGUUAUUGUAUGGCGGGAAAAUGUAUAGAAUCGAAAAGUAAGCGGAUAUUACGAUUUUGGACACCAGUUCAUUAUUCUAAACACAAGAAUCUCGGCACCAUUGCUUGGGACAAUCUGGUAUUUUUCGCAGUCUUCUUAUCACUUAUCGUAUGGAUACCAUUGAGUGCAUGUGUUGCUUACUUAAAUAGGUAUCAUGAACGAAAUUGUUAAUUACUAAUUAAAAAGUUAUGAAUCGACGAGCCACAUAUUCUGUCAAUCAUAUGAGAAACAAUAUUUACCUUCAAGCAGCAUUUUUAGUGAUUCACAUAUUUUCCACAUAUAAAUAUUUUAAAAGUAUACAACAUUAUUAUAAUCUAUUGAACUUUUUCUCGAUCAGUUUCUAUCUUGUUUAUGAUAUAAUUUGUUAUUGUGUCCCCAUUCAAUCCAACCUUUUAUCAUACUUUGUAUACAUAAUCUUCCCAAUUGUGUUUUCUUGUUUUCAAAUGUAUAAAAACUGUAGUAUGUAUAUGUAAAAUCUGUUUUUCUUUAUUCUUCUUGUGUGUGUAAUUUUUACUGAAGUUUCUCUUUUUUUAAACUUAAUUUCUUAGGAGUCAGAUUUUUAAGUUCAGUCGCGUGAAAAGUGAGAUAAAUACCGUUGAGUUGUUUGUUUUUCGUUUUCUCUCUUUAAUAUUUCAUCCACUUUAUGCAUUAUGUAUCAAUUUGUUCAUUUGUUCAAUGUCAAAUUUUAUUUUUUAUAUCAAAACUUUGAACAUUUUUCCUCUAAUUUACGUUUAAUUCUAACUUGUUUUGUAUUAUGAUUUGUAUGAGUUUGAGUUUAAGGUAAGAAUACAACGAGAGAUACUUUUAAUAUGAAAGCGGAUGUAAUACGACUAAAUAGGUAUGUCAGAUCGUGAAUACAUUCAAUGAAAGUUUUUAACGAUAACAACUUACAUUCGAGUAAGAAUAGAUGUGAUACAUUUCAGGAAAGUUUUCAUUCCUCAAGAAAUGUCAUUAAGAUAAACAUAGCAGAGUAUAUAUAUAUAGUUUUUCAUUCUUUCCUAACCUAUAAACUAAGGUAUGAAUUACAUGUAAUUGUCAAGUUGAAGAAGUUAUGAUAAUAUUGACAAGUGAGAAAAACUAAGAUAAGAAUUAUUAUUUUGUCAACAUCAACAGGUUACUAUAUUACACUGUCAUUAUUCAUUUUUGGCGUAUUUAUUUAUUUAUUUAUUUGAACACAUAAAUAAUUGGUACAAGGGGGCACCAAAUAUAUGUGCGCCACAAAAUAACAUUGAGAAUGGGAAGACAAAAAGAAUAUGAAGUGCGUAUAAGAGAGAAGAAAAAACAGAGAACAAUAACGACCACAGAUUAGUGUAUGGUAGUGUAAUGAUAAUAAUAAUGGGGGGAACGGAAAGGUACAAACAGAAAGAAUUCUUUUAAUUAAGGAAGUUACAACAACGUUUUGUGGAGAAAGUAAACGAAGGUUACAACAGGAUCGCCACUGGCUUCUAUUCUGAGCCAUAUCUGAUAACGUCUCUAGCCACUGUGUUGCACCAUCUCUCGGACCCCAGCCAGGGAGUCCUGAAGGACCAACAGAAGCCAGUCCUUUGCAGCUUUCUUUCAUGCCACGACACCAUGUCAUGUACUGACCACCUCUCCGCUCCUUCCAACCAGUCCCAGAGUCGGCAAAUAAUGCACGACGUGGAAUUCUCUGUGACGACAUUCGUAGAACAUGUCCAAGCCACCGAAGUCGGUGUUUCAAGAUGGUGACACCAAUUGCAUUAUCAUCUCUGUGCCCGAACACACGAUACCUUACCUCUGCAUUACUGACAUGAUGUUGCCACUGGAUGUCAACAAUCCUUCGGAGACAGCGAUGAUCGAACACAGAGAAUCGUCUAACAUCCUCACCUCGGAGAGGCCAGGUUUCACAAGCAUGGAGCAAAACUGCUCUCACCGACGCGUUGUAGAUCCGACCUUUUACAGCCAGACUAACAUCACGAAGGCGCCAAAGAUGGCCCAGAUUGGCAUAAGCCGCUCUGGCUUUCACUAUACGUGCACUGAUCUCAUCACUCAUACCCCCACCAGCACUCAUACAGCUACCUAGAUACACGAACUUCUCGACUACUUCUAUCUGCUCACUUCCCAGGGUGAGUGCAGGAUCAGGGUCCUGUCAGUCUUGUAGAAGUACUUUCCACUUCGAAGGUGCAAAGCACAUACCAUACCUACGGACACUGAAUGCCGACUGACUAAGUGCGGAUUGCAUGCCUUGGGCAUUAUCGCACAGUAAGACAAUAUCAUCCGCAUACUCAAGAUCGAAAAGUUUCUCCAGGCAACAGAUCCACACCACCAUUAUUUACAUCCUCGCGAGUCAACCAUUCUCGGGUUUUGAACAACCUACGAAGUAUGACGGAAGCCAAUAGCUUGGACGCAAUCGGAAGUAGGCUUAUCCCCCGAUAGUUGUUACAGGAACGACGUGAACCCUUUUUAAAGAUAGGGACAACUAUCGACUCAUUCCAUGAUGUUGGUACACUCUCUAGUUCCCAAACCUUUGUAAACAACGUCGUCAAUUCCUUAGUCAAAGAGUCACCACCAUUUUUAAAAGGAGCCGGAGGUAAGUCAUUUGGGCCAGGUGAUUUGUAACGCUUCAAGAGUUGGAGUUCCUUGCGGACUUCCUCCUCAUUUGGUGGAUCAGUCUUCACCGGCCAUGGAGGGCAGGACAGUCUGACCGAUGUUGCCGGAGCAGCAGGCCAGUUGAACUGCCCUUCGAAAAAUUCUGCCCAUCGUCCAAGACGUCGAUGGAUGUUAGUGAUUGGCAUCCCAUCAUCCUCGCAGAUUGUUUCGAUCACACCAGACUUCUUGCUGCCAGUGG
This is a messenger RNA of Schistosoma haematobium, 5900 nucleotides long. RefSeq names its product Disintegrin and metalloproteinase domain-containing protein 17 (gene ADAM17). Bases 974 to 3265 code for a protein of 763 amino acids. Gene Ontology annotation, biological process: membrane protein ectodomain proteolysis; Notch signaling pathway. The record is from RefSeq and is a predicted model, not a curated record. Gene Ontology annotation, cellular component: plasma membrane. Gene Ontology annotation, molecular function: metalloendopeptidase activity. NCBI's taxonomy places the organism in Eukaryota, Metazoa, Platyhelminthes, Trematoda, Strigeidida, Schistosomatidae. The transcript is spliced from 16 exons.